UCGACUCGGGCGCCUCCACUAUUGUUGCGUUGCAUUUCUCUCACGUGGGAACUGCCUGUGCUAUACCGCACUGUUCACAACCGACCGCGCCGUCGAAUACACGCAAUGACUCCUUAAUUCCUUAUCAAAAACAUCUUGUGAUAUGAAGCUAAAGUAUGUAAGGUGAACUGGAGUUUCCUGGUGAUGACUGUUGAGUGAUGAUCAAAUAUAUUUAGUGAUCAAAGUCUUAUUCUAAUAAGAUAAUCGGAUAUUAUGGCUUUUUUGCUGGUGUUGCCAGUCUUGCUACUUGCUGGCAUUGCGAGGUAUAAUUGUGAACCUGUUUCCGGUUUUAACUAUGCUUAUGGAAAUGGCCCAUCACAGUUUGGAGAUAUCUUAAAGCCGCCGCCACCUCCACUAGCAAUCGCCCCUGUGCCGUUUCACGGAGGGAAACCACAGCAACAAAUUAAGGACUUGAGAUACCAAUACCAAUCAACUUAUCCUCCUGCUGUUUCAACAAUUCCGCCUUCGGAGUUCAAAUUCCCCGCUCCUUUUUACAAACAAUACAACUUUAACUUUGUACCUUCACCCCAACCUUUUACUACCACUCCUUCGCCUACCUUUUUUCAGAAAAUAUCCGGAUGGCUUUUCCCGUCCCAAUCCCAACAGACCGCUGCCGAUGGAUCUAAAAUUAAUCUUGAACCAUUCAAAAAAGAUUGCAAUCCUUGCAAUUUAGUGCCAUGGGUUCCAGUGAUAAAAUAUAAUUUAGGAAAUAAAAAUGUUCAAGAUAACAAUAGUCCAACGUACGGGCCUCCCAGUCAUACAUCAUUAGCCCAAAACGUAGUCCAACAUCGACCACAACCAUUUAACUUCCAGAUAAGUCAAGAACAAAAGCCAAAUCAACCUCAUUUAUCUUAUGGUGUACCUGAUCAAUCUCAUUUAAAUGGAAAUCCAAGCUCAACGUAUGGACCUCCUAGUGCUAUUCAGCAAAUAUCAUUACAAAAUUCUUUAAGCUCUAUUCACUCACCCAGUUCUUAUGGUGGUGUCCCCAAACCUUCAACGUCAAGUUCUUCUUUUCAUCAAUUAAGUUCAUCUUAUAAUCUGCCUAAUACAUACAGCUUCACAACUUCUACAUACAAUCCAAUAGCUUAUGUUACACCAUCCAUCGCCGUUGAUUUUAGCCAACAAGUGACUACUAAUUCUCCAGUAAAUCUUCAAAAUAAUUUCCCUAGAGUAAUACAAAAUCAUUCACCAGUCGGACAUGAUUUGGACAUUCUCAAUGUUGUGACUCCACCGGGUUAUAUACAGUUACCCAAUGUCGGGUAUCCGAAAGGAUUUAAAAAUUCUUACGGCGAAGAUAUCAGUAAUACUAAUGCAUUGAACAUACCUUAUCCAUUUACCUCGCUGGAAGCUGCAUCGAGUAAAAUUAAAACCCAAGUGGUAGCUAAAGACAUUGUGAAAUCUUUCGAACCUAAUGUUUCUAUCGCACUGGCUAAUCCUGCUCCAUUUACCUUAAAUAAAGGAAGAAAUAUUCAUACUUUACAACCAGUUGCACUCCCGAAUUUAAGUGUUUCUCCUUUACCUCCUAUUUUUAAUGCACGACCUUUCCGCCCAAUAUCCACAUCAUUCCCAACAGAUGUAAUAUACGGCAUAAAUCACAUGAAAAAGGCAUCCGAAAAUGUUAAUGUUGAACAAAGUGUUCCAGUUGCAGAGUUUGUGCAUUCAAUAGAGUAUCCAACUACAAUUAUUCAAUCGCCAGUCAUAGAUAUAGACGCUACGAAAAGUUCCAAUCAUAGCAAAACCUUCAGAAACAUACCGAACAGCUAUGUGAUAGACGAAGCCAAAGACAUUACCCCUCAAGCUUCAGAGGAUCAUAUUUCAUCAGCAAAGGUAAACCAAGAUGUUAGUUUUGAAACAACUGGCCUUGAAAUAGGUAACAAUCUCUAUGAAAGUAGCUUACCCACAGAUGUUAGACAGAAUUCUCACAUACCUUCGAACCAUAGACAAGUAUUUGCAGAUUUAAGGGGAGUAAAAGACGAAGACCUUGACAGAUAUAGAACAGAAAGUAAUCUCCAACAUAUAGAUUCCCCUUUGCUUUACUUAAAACCCAGCGCACCACAUAAGAAUUUUGAAAACUUUGUAAUAACAGCUUCCACACCUUCAUCAAUAAACAUUGGUCAAAAUGACUACGAAAUUUAUGACGAGAUAUCAACACGUGCGCCAAUUCAGUCUACAACUGAAGCUAUAUACGGCACGAGGCAAAAUAAUCAUAAAGAUCUAUCCACCGCAUCAGACGGUCCGAAAAGUCAACCUAAAAUAGUACAAAUCAUUGUACCUUAUGUUACUGAACAAACUCAUAGAAGUAACAACAAAGAGAUGCGUUCGGUUUCUCAAGAAGCUCAACCAUUUGUGACUAAAGAGGAGUAUCUUGGAAGAAAAGUCCCUUCGAAUACGGAGAUUUCAUAUUUUAACACUGCUACAGAAACUUCCACAUUGCCUUCUACAACGACAGAACAUGUCUCAACGAUCACAGAAGAACACAAUUCAGAAAUAACUAACACACCGACAGUAUUAAAUGAUUUCUACGAUGUUAAAGAACCACCAUUCGACAUUAUAAAAUUACAACAUACUAUUGACGAUUGGACAGAACAAGAAUAUUCUAAUCACUAUUCAACGCCUGACAGAACUAGAUCUAAUGAAAAGUACGCUAAACAAAUUCCUGAUGAUUUUUUUACAACAGUAAAUCCACUCCAAGAACAUAAAACUACCGAAUAUAACUACGAGGAUUAUGAUCACGAAGGCUCAAGUAGUGUGCAACAUUCUGUCACUGAAACAAGAAGUAACACUUCUUCCAAAUUAAUAAAAGAUUAUAACUUAAUCCAGAGGACUAAAAAUAAGCAAUUAAUCGAAAAGGGUGAAGAUCCAGAUGAAAAUCAGAAACCACGUAUUUACACUGCAGCGUCAUCUUUCCGCAGUUCAACAACAACACCUGCUCCAUGGGGUUUGAUACAAACAUCAAUAUCGCCUCUCACCAAAGAAAAAGUUUACGUAGUAACAUCAAAACCUUGGAGUGACAAAACUCAAACUAAAACUGAAAACGUUCACGAAACACAAACAGAAAUGUUUGAAUCCAAGAAAAUUAAUAGUAAUUUUGAUGAAUUCACGUUGGACAGCUUUCCAUUUAAGUCUCCGAGAUUCUCGAAUCGUCCUCCCUUCGGAUUUACGGCCUCCGGUCCGGUUUCCUUAGAUUCUAUUAAGUCAGAUUCAUCGUACGGCUUUUCUAAAGGCUGGCAUCAAAGCAUAAACAAUUUGCGUAGUCUUUACGCUAGCGAAAACACGCAUUCGUCGGAGGGCUCUGACUCCUGAUGACUGGUUAAAUUAACAUGGAUAAGAUUCCAGUGAAGAAUAAAGUAAUCGAAGAAUUAUUCUCAAGAAUACAAUUUAAAGUCACAAACAAAACCAAAUAAUUAAGAUUGUGUGUUUGUGUGUGUGAAACUAACAGUGCAAAAAACUUAAGUUGCGUUAAUAGUGAUAAAGACUAUGAAAAAUAUUAAUCUUAAUAUAGUUAUGGGAAUACAACGUUACCGUGGCUUGAACUGACUGAAAAUUGACUAUGGCUAUCUCUCGUCCUCUUUGAGUAACGCAGACAAUGAGGGAUUUACCUUCAAAAACUAAGACAGACUUUCAAGUACAUUUUAAAUUAAAUUAAAGAAAUAAAAUACAUGUUUAACUAAAUAGUGUUACUCCACGUUUUUUGAGGUAAUUACAGCGAGAGUUUUUGCAGUUACGGUUCACCGUUCACGGUUAUUGAACAAAUUAAGGAGAACACGAAACGUACGUGUUCUCUUUUAUUUGAUCCGCAUCUUUUCACGCAGAUGAAUUAUUUGGAACCAAAAUUGUAUUGUAUUUAAUUUUUAUUUUUAAAUGCAACACAUGUUCUAGUUUAUCUUUGCAAUUUGGUAUCCAAAGCGUUGUUAACUAAUAAAUUACUAAAGUACUUACUAAUAA
Papilio polytes (common Mormon) is the source of this 3984-nucleotide messenger RNA. RefSeq lists its product as uncharacterized. The transcript has 4 exons. Bases 253 to 3342 code for a protein of 1029 amino acids. Lineage: Eukaryota; Metazoa; Arthropoda; Insecta; Lepidoptera; Papilionidae. The record is from RefSeq and is a predicted model, not a curated record.